AUGACGGACACUUCUUCAUUUCCAAACACGAUUGAAAUUAAAACUCUCCUAGGUCAGUCCGUGAUGCUUGAUUUAGAGUCAUCGGGAACCUUUAAAACAAUUGAAGCCUUGAAAAUUGCAUCCAUGGAAAAAUUCAAAAUUCCAUCUAGUGAGUCCGUUCAUUAUUCAUUACUGAUGAACACAACUAAAAUUGAUGACAAAACGGAUAUGAGUGAAUGGAUUAAUGCAAAUAGAGGUAGCUUUAAAGGUUAUCUCACUCUCGUUAAAUCAGAUUCAGUCUUUUCAAAGGCCUGGUUUUGGAUUGGAGUUCAAGGCCUUUCUUCUAUUACUCUCACACUUGCUAACAAGUAUUUGUCCAUGAAGUUCACCUCUCCCCUUAUCAUAAUUACUCUUCAGAACAUUUUCAGCGUGUUUUUGUUUAUCUUAUUCGAUUGGAUAGCCAUCUUACCGUUCAAAAUGCCUAACAUGAAAGAAAUGGUAUAUUUGUUACCAACCAGCUUUUUCUUUGUCUUACUGACUUGGACCUCACUUGAGGGUUUAAAAAUUGUCAGUGUUCCAUUGGUAACAGUAACAAGAAAUUUGGUUCCCUUAUUGACAGCUAUUAUAGAAGCCUUAUUUUUCGGAUAUCAAACCAACAAUGUGAUUCGGUUGUCUUUACUUUCAGUUUUUAUUGGAAGUGUGUUUUAUAGUUUUACAGAUUUCACCCUUAAAUGGAAUGGGUUUCAUUGGGUUAUUUUGAACACUGCUUGUUCUGUGGUCAUUCCAAUUGCCGAGAAGAGGCUUUUAAAUAACUGGCUACCAAACCAAACUCCAACAGGAAUGAAUUUUGCAAGAAAUCUCCUCUCAAUUCCAAUGUUAAUAACCAUUUCCUUGAUGAAGGAAAAUUUUGAUGAUGUGAACGCCAUGUUCAAGUCUUUUGACUCUGGUGAUUGGCUUUCCCUUGUAGUCACAUCAUGCUUCGGUUUCUCCAUCGGCCUCUCCUACUUCUUCCUUCUUAAACUUGUUUCAAAUACCUCAAUUUCUAUUGCCAAUGCCACCUACAAACUAUUGACACUUCUAGUAAGCUUUUUGUUCUUUGGAGUGACCUUCACUGCCUUUGGUUGGAUUGGUGUCUUUUUAAGCUUUGCAGGAGUAUUUGCCUUCAGUUAUGAAUCGAGCAAGCCUAAACCAUCAAGCAAGUAA
Naegleria fowleri is the source of this 1182-nucleotide messenger RNA. RefSeq lists its product as uncharacterized. Bases 1 to 1182 code for a protein of 393 amino acids. Gene Ontology annotation, cellular component: Golgi apparatus. The transcript is spliced from 2 exons. Lineage: Eukaryota; Heterolobosea; Eutetramitea; Acrasida; Naegleriidae. The record is from RefSeq and is a predicted model, not a curated record. Gene Ontology annotation, molecular function: GDP-mannose transmembrane transporter activity; antiporter activity.